Molecule: messenger RNA, 2832 nt
Organism: Vitis riparia (riverbank grape)
Lineage: Eukaryota; Viridiplantae; Streptophyta; Magnoliopsida; Vitales; Vitaceae
Exons: 2
Coding region: 1990-2832 (280 amino acids)
Source: RefSeq, a predicted model, not a curated record
AUGGUGGGAUGGAUACAUUGAAAGGUAGGCAUGAAUGUUUUGGGAAGAGUCCUCAUUAAGGGAAGUGAGAUCAUGGCUUCAAAUAGGAAUCCGGGCUGCAUAUAGAAAAAGGAGAUCACGGCUGAAUGGAAGAGGGGGAAAAGGAGAUUUAUAUUGUUAAAAAUAAAAAGGAAAGAGAGGGAAGGUGAUUCUGGACUUGAAGGGAGAGCAGAUUCGGUGAUGAAGUGGGCUAGUUUUGAGAGGAGAAAAGGGAAGAGAGGAGAUUCGGAGAUCUUCUUGAGGAAAAAGCACAAAGGAAUUGGAGAAGAGAGCAAUUGCAACCAAGGCUGCCCAGGUAGGAAAGCUUGAAGAAUGAAAACAAGGGAAAACAGGGGAGAAAAGCCAAGACACAGCAAAAUUCGCAUCACCCAAUUCUCUGGUGUGAAAUUCGCACCACCCUACCCCUUUGUGCGAAAUCACUUUUGUGAGCAUUUUCCAAAAGCAUGCUCUCGGUCCCUACCCAAAAUCUCAGUGCGAAAAUGCACAGGAAUGCGAACCUUGUGCGAAAUUGCCUUUAUGACCAUUUUCCAAAAAAAAAAUGCUCUCUGUCUUGGAGAACCACAGGAAUGCGAAAAUUUCGUACUUCACUAUUCACCUUGUGCGAAAUUCACACUUGUUCUUUAAAAGCCAAUUUCUCUUUUUAAAUUCUAAGCUUGUUCUUCUUCAAUCCUCUCAACACCUCUUUUCCGAUCACUUCUUUCCAUCCACAAGGUCCUCUCCUUCCUCAUCCUCCAUCCUCAACCCCACCAUGGUAGCCCAUCUCAAGAGCUUCAUUCCAUAGUCGCGGCCAUCACUAUUCACAACAACCCAUGCCUUCCAUUUUCAGCUUUUUCUCCUCCUUCCACCAUAAAAAACCCUUCAUUUCUUCACUCAACACUCCAAAUCCAUCCCUAAACCCAACCCAACCUUGAUUUUUCAAAAUCAAAACCUCAAGCAUAGGUUUCAAAGCCUCAGUUUCUUCAUAAGAAACCCAUUGCCGCUAACUAUGGGAGCUUCAAAAUUCUCCAUUCUCUUCUUGUAAAGCUCCCAUUUCCAAGCUUAACCACCAUAAAAAACCCCUUUCCUACCUCAGGCAGCAUUUCCCACCCUCAAAAACCAAGAAUUUUUGCCAUUUGAAAGCACCACAAUUUCGCAUUUGCACGAGUGAAUAGUGUCUUGUCCGAAAUUCGCACAACACUAUCCACUUGUGCGAAAUUAGCACAACACCUUCCCCUUCUGCGAAAUUCGCACCACCCUUCCCUUGUGCAAAUUUUUGAGCAAAUUCAUCCCUACCCUUCCCAAUCCCAAGCCUCUAAGCCUCAUUUCUUUGCUUCCUCAUGCCUAAGACCCGAGGAGGCUCUACCUCAGCUCCCCAGAGCAGUCAUAGAGCUGCCCCUGUGCAGGCCCCACUAGAUGCACCCCCACAUUUACCUGAUUCUGCCCCCAGCGCAGAUACCAUACGAGGAGAGCAGCUGCCACGCCUGUGGCCCCUGCUUAGAUUCCACCUAGGAGUCCUCCUACAAAGAAGACCAAGACUUCAGAGCCAGGAGAGUCCUCCAGAGCACCUCGAGAUUCACAGUCUCAGCCUCCUCCCACCAGGCGCCCUAUCCUCGCCAGCUCGCCCAUUGAGGGCAACUCCAAUUGCCGAUCGAGAGCAUUCCAUGUCGAGGCAUAUUUUGAUCACUCUGUUUUGCGACAACAGCCUGAGUUGGGGGAUUCAUACCGCCUACUUGAGAGGUACCAUCUUGUACCCUUUAUGACUUCACCACAGUUCUUUUAUCCUCGAGUAGCUUUAGACUUUUACUAGUCUAUGACUACUUGUGGCGUCCCGGUACCCGCCUCGAUCCUUUUUAACAUUAAUGGACGCCAGGGUAUUUUGGGGGCUAGAUAGAUUGCCGAGCUUUCCAUAUCCCUUAUGCACCAGCAAAUAUAACUGUAUUUAAACCCUGGGCCCCACUUUCUGAGUGGGACAUGGUUCGUAUGCUAUCUCGAGGGACAUUUUCAGACAGGAUCAUUAUGAGGAAGGAGCUUCCCCCUGGGAUGCUCCUAGUUGAUGUGGUGCUUUGCGCUAAUCUUUUUCCUCUUCAGCAUAGAGUGCGGAGGCGAGGGACCAUUCUAGAGGCAUUAUUCCGUAUCUCUGAGGGCUACUACUUUGGCCCCUAUCAUUUGAUUAUGGCCGCUCUCCUCCAUUUUGAGGAGAAGGUGCAUAAGAGGCAUCUUACGAGGGCAGACACCAUUCUUUUACUUUUCCCUCGGCUGCUAUGCCAUGUUCUAGCGCAUAUGGGCUUCCCUGCAGACCCUCAUUCUGAGACCCGCUGCCAUUGUCGAGAGAGCUUCUCUCUUGACCAAUGGAAUCAAGUAUUUUUCCAUCAGCAUUCCCCAGAACUUCCUGAGCCAAGGGAAGUUCCUCCACAGCCCUUACCAUCUAUAUCUGCUCCGUCCACUUCAACUCCCUCAGAACCCGUACCAGAGGCAGCAUCGUCUGAUGCCCCACCUACUGUUCCUCCUACCCCAGAGCCGCCCAUUACUAUCCCUGGUGCAGAGUAUCGUGACUUGCUUGCUUCUUUCCAGACUCUGACCACUACUCAGACGGCUAUUAUGGAGCGGAUGGACCACUUCCAGCUUCGGCAGGACCAACAGACUCUCAUUCUCCGUGAGAUUCAGCAACACCUGGGUCUUUUGCCACCAGCUCCACCUGUUGCUCUUGUGCCCUCAGAGCCUUCUGCUCCAGCUGAUGAUGCUACACCUGUAGCGGUACCUUCCACAAUUGCAGCUGAGGACCCCUCCUAUCCACCAGAGGAGCCUACUACUUGA